Ectocarpus siliculosus is the source of this 2911-nucleotide messenger RNA. The record is from the annotation of a GenBank genome assembly. Lineage: Eukaryota; Phaeophyceae; Ectocarpales; Ectocarpaceae.
AUGGUGGUGGCGGUCAUCCUUGUGUACGGGGUGUUCCUGCUGGUUGCUCGAGACGGCCAGACUAUGGGUGUAGCGCUCCGAGGUUCCAGCAGCAUCACCACCAGCACCAGCACCAGCACCGCUGUCGUCCAUGAGGAACGACGACAGUCAACGGAGGAGGAAGAGGAGGAGCCUGUCGUGGAAGAGUGGGACCCUGUGCCGGAGAGCCCUAGGAUAUCGUACGGCGACACUCCUCGCGAGCCUGUCAAGGGCGGGGUCGAGAUUUACCCAAUACAGCAACCAUCAAGACGGGCCCGGAAGACGACAAUCCCUCUGGUGCCGGAGGUGAUGGAAAUCGAGGGGGUCCCGACGGCCUGGAAGAUGCCGAAGGAGUAUGCGGAAGGAGGGGGCGAGGCGAUGAAGGGGCUGUACGUCAUGUUUCACGGGUGCAACCACGGCCACAUGGAUUGGUGCUGGCAGCACAACUCGGAGGACGGUGACGUCAACCUCGUCAGAGCCAUGCUGUGGCGGUGGUACAGGGACUGGUCCAUUCCGCCGAACACGCCGCUGUUCCUGUUCGGGGCUAGCUCGGGAGGGAACAUGGCCACCAUGAUGGCCAGCAAAGGAGGCUUCCAGCUGUGCGAGAAGCGGACUACCUAUGUCCAGGUCUCGGGGGUGAUAUCUCAGGUGUCCUGGGGGGUGCCUCCCUCUAGCUACGGUUCGGGCACUCCUCCGAUCGCCUUCAUGCCUAUGCCGAAGGGCAAAGAGGUCGAUCAAGGAGAGACCGACGCUAAGAACGUUCCGCAGGUGUUCGGGAACUCUCGAAAGAUCCCUCCGCAGAUAUCGAGCAUCGCGCACUACGUGCGCCGGUCGGGGGGCAAGCCGCGGAUGCUGCUGCUCCCCCUGGGGGAGCUGGCCGUGUACAGAGCCUUCUUUUCGGACAGGGUUUUCGAGGUUUCUCCGACACAAUCAGAGAAGCUCCACGCCGCGCUCGUGGCCUCAAGCAUGUUGGACUGCAGCACGGGUCGGAUUGUCGCUGGCGAGAAGCAGUGCUUCUUGGUCCAAGACCCUAGGACGUCGCCGCUGGCCCUGGACACCCUCGUCGCCGCCUACGAGGAAAGCUUGGCCCGUAGCACCACCUCUGCUUCCGGCGCCGCCAUCGCCGUAAACGACACAUCGUUGGCGGCAGACAGUGGGGCCCCGCAGCUGUCCACCCGGCUGCAAGGGGGGGGGGCGCCGCUGCCGUCGGCGCAGCAGCAAGGGGGGGGUGUCCAGAACGAUCCCCGGUUUUUGGGUGCUGCGUCGGAGGAGACGCCGUUCAUGACGACGGCACACGCUACUGAGGUUUUCCGGGUAAGGCGGCGUGACGACAUCAUCGAGUGCCCGCAGGCCACAGAGGGGGUGGGAGGGGUGCACUGUGUCGCUUGGGUUAUGUUUAGGGUUAGGGGGCGUGACGUCUUGGAGUGCCACAGGCAACGGGGGGUGGGGGGGGUGGUUAUUGUGUCUCUUGUGUCCGAGAGCAGCGAUGCUCCUGUGCGAUGUAUUAAAGGAGCUGCUGAAUGUGGCAUGGGGCGCGCACGAGCUCAGCGCGGACUUCGUACCACUCUGGGAAAAGUGGCUGUGGGAUUCUUGCGGAGAAAACUGCCGACCAGGGCCAUGGAGAUAACGGUCGAUGGAAGGGGAGCCCAAACAACAAGUUGUUCGUCUCGUUGAGAAGGUUUUGUUUGUGCUUGUGCUCCACAGCAAACCAAAGGAAUGAUAUGGGCUGCAGUGGAGUUAGCUUGCAAACUACGUACAUCCUGGCAGCAGUACUUUGAGACCGCCGGAGGUCGCUGCUACUGUGUUAGGUGGUCGGGUAAGAGGCUGUUGUAGGUGCUUUGCUUGGGGUCGUGAUGUCAGAAGAGGAGAGCCCACCUUGCUACAGCUUAUGGUCAAGUUCUCCGGUAUCUCUCCCCAAAGUACACUAAUGUAGAUGGGUUUCAUUGUAUGGGGAAUCCGUUUGCGGAUCCCUUGGUAUUUCGAUUGUACGCUCUUACGGCUGAGAGGGUCCUCCCCUAGAUUUAGUCAAUGGCCGCCUGAGCGCGCUUAUAUCGUUUUUUGGUAAUGUUGUGUUCGGCGGGAUCGAUCCACUCUUCGCGUCUGUCUCGCUCAAGAGGUUGUCCCGCCAGGCAUUCACUCCUGUCCCUUGAACCCUGCCCUGUUGUUUUUAGUUUUGUUCUGUGGGUGUUGACUGAUAUGCCUUGCUUGGCCGGUGGGGCGUCGGGUUUUGUUGGCGGAUCGGUGUGUUGUGUUAAUAGAGUCAGACACGAAAGUAGUCGGCAACCUUUGGCGGCGAUAGCGUGUCGGGUUGACAAGUCGGCCAACGUCAAGCAGCACGAUGCCUGAUUGAUUGUCCCGUUUGUCCCUGACUCCAAAGGUGGAGUCCGGAGUGCCAAGCGUAGCCGAGGGAAAUGGCUGCCUUUGUCGUUCAGUCACUCUCUGUUGUGCUCAGCUUGUUGGCGGUGUUUGAAGUGCAGCUACCCCAGAAGAAAACGCAGUUUGUGACCUUGGCAUGAGAUUGCUGCGGUUUCACCCGGGUUAGCUGUGGGCUAAUGGUGCGAUAUGGUGUUUGUUUGCUGGGCGGGGAUUGGUCUAGAGAGUUUCCGUUUGGGUGGGACUGGAAGAGAAACGGGUUCUUUUUUUUUGUAUUGUUUCAAUAUUUUUUUUUUUGCGUGUUACACGAGUUUAUGUUCCAUUAUCUUGGACUCGCAUACGCCUGCUGGGGCUUGUUGUAAACUCCUGAAAUGAGCGAGAGGUCGACCUACAUGAUCGCUACGACCGAUUGUUCACAUGAACCCGGGGUCGCACAAUGGUGUUGUUCAUUGUCUCUUGCCGGUUGUCGCCAUUGCUCUUUGCAUUCUGUUUGCUCUCUCAGCGGUUGCACUGUCAGUGC